Epinephelus lanceolatus (giant grouper) is the source of this 2360-nucleotide messenger RNA. Its product is annotated as flavin-containing monooxygenase 5-like. The record is from RefSeq and is a predicted model, not a curated record. NCBI's taxonomy places the organism in Eukaryota, Metazoa, Chordata, Actinopteri, Perciformes, Serranidae. Gene Ontology annotation, molecular function: NADP binding; N,N-dimethylaniline monooxygenase activity; flavin adenine dinucleotide binding.
CUUACUAUAAAAGCAUGUGCACAGGUGACGCCCGUCCCCAUUGGCCCUGCACAAGAAAGGACAGACAAGGAUAGAGCUCCACCAUGGUGCACAAAGUAGCAGUGAUCGGGGCAGGCCCCUCUGGUCUGACCAGCAUUAAGGCUUGUCUGGAUGAGGGCAUGGUGCCAAUCUGUUUCGAAAGCAGUGAUGAUAUGGGCGGACUAUGGAAGUUCAAGGAGGUUUCAGAGCCAAACAGGGCUAGCAUCUACCGCUCCCUUACCAUCAACAUUUCCAAGGAGAUGAUGUGCUACAGUGACUUCCCCAUCCCUGCUGAUUACCCCAACUACAUGCACCACUCUAAAAUCCUGAAAUACUUCAGGAUGUAUGCAGAACACUUUAAACUGCUGCAACACAUUCGCUUUCAGACAUCAGUCAAGAGUGUUAAACAGAGAUCAGACUUUUCCCGCACUGGUCAGUGGGAAGUGGUGACAGAGAACAGAGAUGGACAGGAGGAGAGGCAUGUCUUUGAUGCCGUCAUCUGCUGCUCUGGUCACUACACCUACCCUAACCUGCCGCUCAAAGACUUCCCAGGAAUUGAGACGUUUGAAGGCAAAUACUUCCACAGCUGGGACUACAAGGGGCCUGAACACAUGAUCGGGAAGAGAGUGGUGGUCAUCGGCAUUGGUAACUCAGGAGGUGACAUCGCUGUGGAGAGCAGCAGAGUGGCAGAGCAGGUGUAUAUGAGCACUCGUCGUGGCGCCUGGGUCAUCCGUCAGGUUUCCGACAACGGCCUGCCAGUGGACAUGAAGUACAACACGCGCUUUGUCCACAUCCUCUUCCAGCUGUUGCCCAUCAACAUCCUUAACUGGAUUGGCGAGAACAAACUCAACGCCAUGUAUGACCAUACCAUGUAUGCCCUCAAACCCAAACACAGACUCUUCAGUCAGAUCCCAGUGAUCAACGAUGACCUGCCGCUGAAGAUUCUGUCUGGGUCGGUCAUUAUCAAACCAAACGUGAAGGAGAUCCGUGGCUCCACCGUGGUGUUUGAUGAUGGCAGCACUGUGGAAAACGUGGAUGUAAUCGUGUUCGCCACAGGCUACAGCUAUGAUUUCCCUUACCUGCCGAGCAAUGCUAUGUACAAGUCCGGGCACCGUGUGGGUCUGUACAAGCACGUCUUCCCUCCCAACCUGGAGCACCCCACUCUGGCUAUUGUGGGCUUCAUCCAUGCUCUUGGAGCCAUCAUGCCCCAGGCUGAGAUGCAAGCCCGCUGGGUCGCACGUGUCUUCAAAGGGCAGAAAAAGCUGCCCUCAAACCAGGCCAUGAUAAAGGCUGUGGAGCAGGACACCAAGGACAUUUCCAAAAACUACAUUGUGUCAAAGCUGACACCCCUGCAGGUGGACUUUGUUUCCUACAUGGAUGACUUAGCCGGGGAAGUUGGGGUGCGGCCCAGUCUCCUCUGGCUCUUCUUCACAGACUACACAAUGUUUAAGAAGGUUUUGUGGGGACCUGUCACUGCCUACCAGUACCGCUUGAUGGGACCAGGGAAAUGGGAGGGAGCCCGCAAAGCAAUCCUUACCCAGUUUGACCGCAUGUACCAGCCACUAAAAACCAGACAGCUGGAGGCACAAGAGACCUCCAUCGCUGGCCGCCUGUUUAAGCUGAGCCUGACUGCCAUCGCUGGAGGAGCUGCUGUCUACUACGUCCAUGUGCGCAGCCCAGACACCAUCCCUACCCUGCUGUCCAAAAUCCGCCCACAAGCAGUCUAAACAUGCUGCAUCAAUCAAGCAAUUCGAAACAUGCUAAGCAAACACUAUAUCUUAAUCUAGUUCAGUUCACUCCUGAUAAGCUGGUGAUUAUGGCAAUGAUUAGAGGGGUCGCUGUCUGAGCUGCUGAUUAAUGCUCCAGGUAUUCCAUUCAUUAGUCCAUCUACUGCAUCUAUACAUUUAGUUUAUCUAAAUGCCUAAACUUUUUCCUAAAAAGAAAAGUGAUGCUGACAUGCAGCUAUUUACAUUAAAUAAAAAAUGUACAGGAGAUGUCACAAAUCCUGGUUUACAUUGUGUAUCUACACAAUUAUUCACAAUUAACACAAACACUCAUUGCCAAUGAGGACUGCUGUCAGCAUCCAUUCUGUGCAGUAUCCUAGUCGUGGUUAAAUAUAGACGAAUAAAUGCUUACUAAUAGUAUAAAGGCAGAUUUAUACUUGUGCGUCAGCUCUAUGCAAAGCCUACGCCGUUGUCUAUGCAUGUGACCCACGCUGUGUGGGCAUUUAUACUUGUGGUCUGUCUGUGUCACUCUGCAAUUACACCUCCAAACCACUAGUUGGCAUUCAGGUUUCUGUGAAGUGCUGUAAAGUUUAAUUGAUUAAAACUCACCCAAGCAAA